UUGUGAUGGCGGUUGUCUCUUCGUUUCCUCUUCUCCGUCUGCCCCUGCAAAACCUAAAAGAUGUUCUUCUCAACAUGGGAAUAAUGGAACAAGCUCUAUUCUCAGUGCUCUCUGUUAGGACGAAGAAAUUUGUCAGACAGUUCAGCGUCUUUAAGAACAUCAGAAUGCACAUAAGACUGUUCUCUGGUUCGGUGAAAGUUGAAAUUACUUGUAAUCAAGUCAACGGAUCUAUUUCUUGUUUAUUUGAAGAUGAACACAUGUCUGUGGGUCGUGUAUACAUUCUUCCAGUACAUGCUAGAAUAUAUUUUACCACACCUGAUGUCAGGAGCUGGUUGAAUCAUUUUCUCUACAUCAUCAAUCCAUCGAAAAUUGAUGUUUUGGAAUAUUUUGAAAAUUCUGCGGAAUUUCAUGAACAACGUUUUCAAAUCUCUGUGGAUUGUUUGAAAGAUCUGAAUAUUCUGAAACUACACAUCAAUUUUAAUGGUCAACUGGAGCUAGUUCCAAAGCUCAUCGGUGCAUUUCAACCGCAAAACUUGCUCAGUUUACGUUCGUAUCCAAGACCACCAUUUGACUCCUCCCAAAAGUCUGAACUACGUCAAAUUUUGUCCCAGCAGUUUCAAACCUUUAUUUUGGAAGUUGACAUACCGUUGAAAGAACUACUUCACACAAACUGCUCAUACGUUUACCUUUCCAGUUCAUUGCUAACAGAUAAGGAUAUUAACGUGUUCUUGAAACAUUGGUUGGCAGGUUUGAAGCCAAAGCUUGAAUUUCUUUGGCUUGUAAGAAGUGCCCAAGUUUUCAAUCCAACUACGAUUCUCGAAGGAAUACCACAUGAAGUUGCACCAAAUGACAGGGAAUUGAAAUUGCAUUAUAAUAUGCUAACCAAAGUCGGAGGAGUCGACAUCGACCUGGGUGGAGGCAUCAAGGCAACUAUGAUCUUUGAUGUUAACUUUCCAAAGCUUUAUAUUGCUGUUCAUAACACCGAAUACAUUUCUUUCAAAUAAUUCUACCAUGUUUGAUUCAAUAAACUUAUUUUUAACAAU
Caenorhabditis elegans is the source of this 1043-nucleotide messenger RNA. It is a transcript of the gene fbxb-46, whose product is annotated as F-box domain-containing protein. The transcript is spliced from 2 exons. Lineage: Eukaryota; Metazoa; Nematoda; Chromadorea; Rhabditida; Rhabditidae. Bases 6 to 1004 code for a protein of 332 amino acids. The record is from RefSeq and is marked reviewed.